Molecule: messenger RNA, 2489 nt
Organism: Heteronotia binoei (common prickly gecko)
Lineage: Eukaryota; Metazoa; Chordata; Lepidosauria; Squamata; Gekkonidae
Gene: DONSON
Product: DNA replication fork stabilization factor DONSON
Exons: 10
Coding region: 505-2247 (580 amino acids)
Biological process (GO): nuclear DNA replication
Cellular component (GO): nucleus
Source: RefSeq, a predicted model, not a curated record
CUAUCUUAAGAAGUGUACCUGCACGGCAAACUCAUAGCUUGAAUAACUCAUUAGUCUUAAAGUUGCCAGUGCCACCGCACUCGAAGUAUUUUAGUAGCCAGUAGCCUUGGUCUUUUGGUAAAAUUCUACCGGCCCACUAGAUCCCGUAUUGCGCGCAACACAGCCCGGAGGGUGGGGCACGGAGCAGACGUCUAUGCAGAGAGAAAGCAUGCAACCUCCCUCCGUUCUCCAAAGAUAGCCUUGCUGGGAGCAGAGGAAACUAUAGCCCACCGCUUGCCCCGUUUGCGCCCUCCUCCGGCACUACCGCACAGCUACAAAGCGGACAUAGGAGAAGCGCGAGGAGCAAAGCUCCGUAGCGAUUGGCUGGCGGCCGCGCGGGCAAGCAGAAGCAACAGAACCCGCCUGUGGGUGGGGCCCUCACCUUUGCGCGCCAAAUUCGUUUCCGAGGCCCCGGCUGGCCAUCAAGAAAGAUUCUUUUUGUGGGUUUUCUGCGCUGCCGCCAUCAUGUACUCGGUAGUCCCCGACUAUUCACCGGGCUUCAAGAAGCCACCCCGGACGCUGCGUCUGAAACGAAAAAGGCUUCGGGGGAACCAACCGGUCCCUUCCACCAGGCAGCCCCCCACUGCAGCCGCUUCCAGCCCCCUCGGAAACCCCGCUCUCUUCCCUCGGCCUUUUCCUGGCAUCCGCAGGCGCAACCCCUUCUCGAGCCUGGAGAAUACACUGCGCUCCCUGCUUCCACCAGGGCCCAGCCAGUGUUUCUCUCCCACGCAGAGAGUAGCGGAGAACGAGCCCUCCUCUACUGGGAACGACCCACGCACCGGCUCUGGCGAAGAGUUCUUGAAUGGUCUUCAGGAAGACAAGGCCAUUGGGAAAGAAGAGUUUUAUGUAACAUCAGCUCCAGCCUCAAUCGAUGACUCGCAUCAGACUGCUUCUCAUACUGAAGUUUCUUCACCAAGUUACGAAUUUCCUGCAGAUUGGAGUAUUAAAACUCGUCUGCUCUUCAAAUCUCCCCAUUCAUUUGCAUGGGCAGAUCAUUUAAAAGCACAAGAAGAAUCUCAAGGAUUUGUCCAACAUUGUAGAGCCACAUCAAUAAACUUGCCCCAAAGUAUUCAGGAACCAAAACUCUCCACAGAACUUCGAUGUGCUUUUCAGCAAAGCCUUGUAUAUUGGCUUCAUCCCUUUCUGCCAUGGCUACAGCUGUUUCCUCGUAUUGGGGCAGACAGAAAAGUCACUGGAAAAUAUAGUCCUUGGUCCCAUGAUGAAGCACUACAGCAAGUUCUUAUGAGUGAAUGGUCUUUCAGUUUUACCUCACUUUAUAAUCUGCUAAGAGCCAAACUGUGUCCCUAUUUCUACGUUUGCACUUACCAGUUCACUGUGCUGUUCCGUGCAGCAGGGCUUGCUGGAAAUGAUAAGAUCACUGCACUGAUUUCUCCCACAACCAGAGGUUUAAGAGAAGCCAUGAAAAAUGAUGGUAUUGAAUUUAUUUUACCUUUCCAAAAAAUUAAAAAAAGAAAAUAUAAUUCUUUAGCGUCCAAUUUAGAAACAGGAGUUACUGGUGGUUCAGAGACAACAGGCAAGGAUGUUGAAACUGAUGAGGAACAGGUGUUAAGUAGUGGUGAUGAUGAUGAAGAGGGAUUUUCAUGGUUGGAAGAGAUGGGUGUUCAAGGCAAAAUUAAAAAACCAGAUGUAAUUAACAUCAAACUCUGUAAAGAAAAAAAUGAGGUGCAACUAGAUCACAAACCUGAAUCUGUUGUACUAGUGCAAGGAGCAAACACAUUCACUUUACUUAACUUUCUGAUGAACUGUAAAAGUUUAGUGGCUUCUGCAGGCCCUCAGGCUGGAACACCUCCAACGUUGCUAUCUCCAGUUGCUUUUAGAGGUGCAACAAUGCAGACACUCAAGGCUCGAAGCAUAAAUGUGAAAACACAAGUUCAUUCACAGUACAAAGAUAUAUUUAGCUUGGAGAUUGUGGGCCCCAUCAUGCCACAUUCUUUACAUUCUUUGUCAAUGCUGCUCAAAAUUGCUCAAAGGGGAAACUUUUCUGCUGUGUGUUACACACAUGAGCCAACAGCAGUGUUCAAUACAGACACCAGCAAUGAGAACAGCAUAACAAAGGAAUCCAAAGACCUUAGUAGGACUGGACUGCAUCCCAACACCUUGAAUCAACUGGCACUCUCUUCAGCAUUAGGGAAGUCUUAUAUACGGCUCUUAGAAAUGAAUGAUUACAUCUAUACAUGGAAAUCCUAAAUAAACAAUAUCACUCAAACAAGUUGCUACUGGCAUUCUCUGAACAUCAAGCUGCUGUUAUGUGUAUCUAAAACAGAACUGCAGGAAGAUCAUCUUGUUUGAAAACUAGGCUACUUCUACAUUGGGUUAACUUUCAUAGUGAAUUGAUUGGGCUUCACUAUUCUGUGUAGUUUCAUACCACUGCCUCUUUAAAGCAAACAGCUACAUUUGUAUUUUUUUAAAUUAAACUUCAUAAUGAGAAA